CGUACUCGCCGAACAAAAACAUUUGGACGAACUGUUUGCCGUGAAAAUCCUCAAAAAAGAUGUGAUAUUACAGGAUGACGAUGUGGAAUGCGCCAUGACCGAGCGCCGCGUACUGGCUCUCCCGAACAAGCCGCCUUUCCUAGUCCGACUCCAUUCGUGCUUCCAAACCAUGGAUCGACUUUAUUUGGUCAUGGAGUAUGUGAACGGUGGAGACCUAAUGUAUCGGAUACAACACGAAGGACGAUUCAAAGAACCAGUGGCUGUGUAA
Molecule: messenger RNA, 268 nt
Organism: Echinostoma caproni
Lineage: Eukaryota; Metazoa; Platyhelminthes; Trematoda; Plagiorchiida; Echinostomatidae
Source: the annotation of a GenBank genome assembly